Molecule: messenger RNA, 524 nt
Organism: Schistocerca americana (American grasshopper)
Lineage: Eukaryota; Metazoa; Arthropoda; Insecta; Orthoptera; Acrididae
Exons: 3
Coding region: 86-400 (104 amino acids)
Source: RefSeq, a predicted model, not a curated record
CAAACACUAACUUCACACGCAAGCACCGUGUUCGAUCAUAUAGUUUCAGUAAACUUUAUUCUCACUGGAGAUUAACACUCCCUGAAUGUAUAUUAUUUCAUACGCACAAGCUUCUUUAGUGAUCAUCGUGAAGACAGAUAAACCCGCCAGCGUCCACCUUGACAAGCGAGGAUGCAGCAACUUACAAGUUUGUAAAAAGGAGGCAGCUCAGUGGACCACCCCCGCAGCCCCGACUGCCAGCAGCACGAGCAGUGGCAGACCACGCCGGGACACCAGCUGCGACUCUGCUCCAUCGCCCUCCGUAGUUGUCUCUUCGCCACCUCCGGCCGGUGCUGCUGCUCCGUCAGACGGGGAGUCAGAACCAGCCUCAGUAUCACCCCUCUUCUUCCUCACUAAAUAGAACGAGAAACACUUCUACAGUAAGCAGUGAGUAUUCUCACUCGUAUCUGGACACACAAUUUUAGUUAUUUUUGAUGUUAUACAAGUCAUACUUUUUCGAAGUAAUAACUGUUUUAAUAAGACUA